AUGAAGAGCAUAAACCCAGUGAAGAUGUUGGCGGCGUUUGCUCUGGUUUUUCUGGUGUCCAGUGUGACUGAGGGACGGAUUAUCAGUAAAUGUGAGCUGAAGGAGAAGCUGGAGGCGGCUCAGAUUCAGGUGAUUCGGGCCAUGGGAGACAAAAUGACCCCGAACGAUCUCAACGCUAGACUUGUUUGCUUGGCCGGUGCUACAGGCUUCAACACCAGCUUUGUCAAAAACGUCCCCGCCAAACCUAAAGAGCUCUUAAAUAUCCACUCUAUAAAGACAAACGCAAAGCGGCGUCCCGUCUGGCACCUGUACGGUGUGUUUCAGCUCAGUGAUCAGCUGGCCUGUGAUUCUGGCAUGAACCCAUCUUUCAAUGUCUGCAACACGAGCUGCACUGCUUUUAAUGACGAUGAUGUCUCAGAUGACAUCGCCUGCCUGAAUACCAUUAUUAGCAGCAUUAAACCUAGACCCAAAAACAUCCUCUCUCUUCCACUUGUAACAUUGAACACCAUUUUGGUGAAGGAGUGUCACUCUGUGGUUCCCUCUCUGUAUUUUGCUGAGUGUCCGAGUGCAACAACACCAAUGAGUGAAACAACACUGUGA
Molecule: messenger RNA, 600 nt
Organism: Sinocyclocheilus rhinocerous
Lineage: Eukaryota; Metazoa; Chordata; Actinopteri; Cypriniformes; Cyprinidae
Product: lysozyme C, milk isozyme-like
Exons: 5
Coding region: 1-600 (199 amino acids)
Molecular function (GO): lysozyme activity
Source: RefSeq, a predicted model, not a curated record